This is a messenger RNA of Gadus chalcogrammus (walleye pollock), 3773 nucleotides long. RefSeq lists its product as uncharacterized. The record is from RefSeq and is a predicted model, not a curated record. Lineage: Eukaryota; Metazoa; Chordata; Actinopteri; Gadiformes; Gadidae. The coding region runs from base 1119 to 2507 and encodes 462 amino acids. The transcript is spliced from 2 exons.
UAUCGGCCCGACCCGGCCCGCGUCGGGCUCGGGCUCGGGCAGAGAAUCUAAACACUGACUGGAACUACUUAGCAGGUGUCUGUGGGGCUAUGUCAGGAGUUAAUGCACGUACUGCAGCCAAUCAGAAUACGAGUAUUCCCCCAGGCCGUGGUCUAAACAAUAUUAUUCACGAGUUAUAAUCAACCCCUACACAUCAAUAUUAAUGAUAACCCUAUGGAAAUUGCAAUAAGUGAGAGAUACAAUUUCGCACGUUGAGCACACAGUUGUGUGACUCGUUUAUUUAGUAAGAGAGAAACAGGAAAUCAAAACGUGCUGAAAGUAAACAAAUCCCGCAUGGGCUCUGACGUCAUGAGACGCUCGUAAUCCUUUAAGGGACAGCGAUCCCUGAACCACCAAGACAGUAAACGACAUGCCUAACACUAUUGAAAGAACAACACAACAAAAUACUGUCGGUGAAUUAUGAUACACUCACUACAACCCAUUAAAUACGGUAUGAUUUCUAGAUGUCAUGGCAACGUCCGCUCGCGACACUGGACUUGCGAUCGAGGCAUCGAUGCGGACGUUCAUUCACAUAGCCACAAACAAGAGAAUAGAUGGCUAGAUAAAAUAAACAUCAAGACAUACAAUUCUAAAAAGAACAGAUGAAGCAGCUACCCUUUUUUCCUUCACGGUUUGCCUACAGAGCAGCGCACCUGCAUUUAAUAUAUCCGUGUAUUGUUACAAUUUCUCAGUAUCAAAGGUGAAAGUAGAAACGGGUGGCCAAAAGCUGUCAUAUUGUUAGUUAUCACAGACAAUUUUAAGUAGAAACGAUUUUCGUGAGACCAAGUUUUUUCGUGAGACCAGGUUUGAGCGUGUGCAUGGGUUGAAUUGCGUGUGUCUCACGCCGAAUGCAUGAGACAUGAGAGCCCUGUACUUACGUGACACAAACCAGCACCGCAAACGUUCUCUCCCGCUUGAGAUUACGUCUUUCUUUAUCCACAAGUUUCCUGGGGCGGUUGCUGGGGAAACGUUUGUGGGCCACACUUCCGGUCGCCCACUACGCGUCGCGCCACAGCUGUGUUUUUACCUGAUCAGCUGGCAGGCUAUUCACAUCACUCGCUCUGUCACUGAAUAAACUGAUGGCUUUAAAAAGCUCGGGAACAACGUGUGCCGUUCGAGGAUGUACUAACAACCAGACGAAACUAAAUAAUUGGUUGAAAUCUGAGUGUUUUGACCACAAGCCGAAACAUAAAGCAGAGUGUUCGUGCCCGAAAUGGUACAGCUUCCAUCGACUGCCCAAUGAUGAAAAGGCUAAAAGAAAUUGGCUGAAGAACCUGAACUUAAAACAACCUCCGAAAUGUUGUUAUGUCUGUUCGUUUCAUUUUGUGGACAAAGCGCCAACGGAAGAAAACCCUUACCCAAUGCUUUAUCUGGGUUAUGAGAAGCCACCUGAGAAGAAACGCCGAAGAGUCGUCAGGAUGAGUGUUGACGGUCAAGUCGCAUCAACAACAGACCAAGCUGUGAUGGUGUUCGAGCAGCCUCAAACCUUCAAGGAUGCCCAAACACAGUGGAUGGAUCCAGCUGAGGAGGACCAUACCUACUCUAAAGGAUCCAUCCUUAUAUGUGACAUGAUCAUCACACCUGCCCCUGAGAUCUCACUGUCCAUUGCAGAGGUUACACUGAACGGUGAUAAAGACUGUCUGCUGUACACAGGGAUUCCUCUACUUGUGUUCAACACUCUUGUCUCCUGUCUACAAGGUUUUGUGCGCCAGUCAUCAACAAUGCCAGCUCAAGAUGAAGUUUUGUUAACACUCAUGAAGCUCAGACAUAACUUUGCUGUAGCUGAUUUAGCGAGGCGCUUUAAAAGAUCAGCCGGUCAGGUCAGUAAAACAAUUACGCAUUGGGUUGAUAUCCUUGCUGAGCACACCAGGGACCUCAUUCCAUGGCUGCCCCGUGACACUAUAAAAGCAACUAUGCCAAAGGUUUUUCUGCCACAUUUCUCUGAUUUAACUUGCAUCAUUGACUGCACAGAGAGUGUUCUGCAAAAAACCAAAAACUUAGACUCGCGCUCAGAGUCUUACAGCCAUUACUAUGCAAGUAACACUGUUAAGUACCUUGUUGCCAUUGCUCCAUCAGGGAUGCUGAUGUUUAUUUCAGAGGCUUUUGGUGGGAAGUGUAGUGACAGGUAUAUUACACAGAACUCAGGGUUUCUUGAUUUUUUACGUCCUGGUGAUGUGGUGAUGGGGGACCGUGGGUUCACAAUUAGAGAUCUUGUUGAGGAGAGGAGGGUAAAGCUAGUCAUACCUGCGUUUACACGCAAACGCAGCCAGCUAACCAAUGAGCAAGUGACUCAGAUGAGACGGAUAGCAAAUGUACGCAUUCAUGUGGAACGGGCUAUAAGGCGCCUCAAAGUGUUCAAGAUCCUGUCACAAACCGUGCCAAUAAGCUUAGUUCCUAAAAUUUAUGAAAUACUUCAGAUUUGUGCAGCUCUCAUAAAUCUGAGAGGAGAGCUUAUCUCCAGCAAUUAAUAUCUUACAUAUUAUUAAACAACAUCUUGUAUAUUUAUGAAUUACAUUUAUUUUAAGUUUUAUUUAUACUUCAAAUGUAUUUGAACCAUUGUUUUGUUAUUUUUGCAUCUCACAGAGUGAGACUUAUUGCCAGCUGAUAUGUCGUUUAAUUACAAAACUGUUCGAGGUACUUGGGGCAGAGAUGUAGUUUAUUUUCUCCAAAAUCAUCAGCCAACCUGGGAAGCAUAUGUAGAAAAUAAAAAUGUUCCAGUUGCUCUACUUGUUUGUCAGUGUAAUCUUUGUCAAAUGGAAUUUCCAAUUCUAAAUGUUCCUUUUGUGUCCAGAUAACCAAUGUGCAUCUCUGUAGACCAAGGCACAUCAUAGCCACCUGUGUCUAAAAUAAUAGAAAAUACAUUAAAUUGGCACCAAAUAAUGAAUAUUAGUUCACAUUAUAUUGUUUAUCUCUUGUAAUCGGCUAAUGCAGCUAGUAUUUCUUGCCAUUAAAAACAACCCUGCUUACCUGAAGGUAGUAUCCAGCUCUUCCAUUUGGCAAAACAAGGUACUUUCCAUCAUCCAAGAUUUUGAUGUCACCGUUUGGCCGGGUGAGAAAUUCUUCGAGAGACAUCAGACUCUUGAAGGGGCACUUGAUCUCAAGAAGUUUUGUCCCAUCAAGGAUCCCAUCUGGACUGGCUGCCAACCAGGGGUGGUCAGGAUGCACCACAAGUCCUUUGUUGUGCACAUCAUGCCCUCUGCUCUCAAGGAGUGUGAUGACCCUGACUUCAUUGUCAGAGCCAUAUUUCGUGGCUGUGUUCCCGGUGAAGGUGGGGUACACGUGCUCAUUGAGAAACUUUUGGGGGUCUGUGGUGUGUCGUUUGGGGACUCGUUUCACUGUGCUUGCAGUGAGACGCAGUCUCCUAGCGUCAUGCCAAACCUGUGACCUACUCUGGGUCUUUGUGUCCAUUUCCAAUGUGGAUAUUUGAUUGGGGGACAAAGCAAUGUAUGAUUGGUAAAACACUGAACACUUCCUACAUGUCAGAUGUGUGCUAUGAUCUGUAUGGUUCUCAAUUUGUAAUUCUGAAUCUUGGUUUGGCCCUGUGCUAGGUUCUACAUCUGAGGAGCUCUUUUCCAAAACGCGAUAAACGCCAAAUUUAAAAAAAAUGAGUUUGUCAUGCCAUUUUGUUGUGUACUGAACCUAUUCACUGCUCCAUCAACGUUGAAUGCAAAAUCGCUAUAUUUACUUGUUUAAAAUAUCACAAGAUGCCGUUUUUUUCCAAACCACGACAAGCG